AUGUCCUUCAGUGAAUGUGUGAACAGUUACAACGAAGGCAAAAACAGUGAGAAGGUCUUGCUGGUUAGUCGAAAACUUGGAAAGAAUCGCAACGAUGACCUCAUUUUGCAUGCUAAGGCUGGAGAAUGCAAGAAAACGCCAGUGGAUGUUCUGUUCUUGGUCGACAUUACCACGGAUAACAAUAAGGUAUUCGAGGCACAACAGAAGAAAAUUGUCGAAACGAUUCGGCAUUUGAGUGGAAGUGGAUUUGUAAGCGAUGCACGAUUCGGAAUUAUUGUUUUCAAUCAGCGACCGCUUCUGCUCGUGCCAUUGACGUCUCCACGAGCCAAAAUUCUCGAACGAGUAAUUUUUACUAUCUGUUUGAAGAUAUCGAUAACAUCUUAUCUUAUCGAUGGUUUUUUCGCCUUUGAGAUGAACUAA
Molecule: messenger RNA, 420 nt
Organism: Anisakis simplex (herring worm)
Lineage: Eukaryota; Metazoa; Nematoda; Chromadorea; Rhabditida; Anisakidae
Source: the annotation of a GenBank genome assembly